Laccaria bicolor S238N-H82 is the source of this 1956-nucleotide messenger RNA. RefSeq lists its product as uncharacterized. The transcript has 9 exons. The record is from RefSeq and is a predicted model, not a curated record. The coding region runs from base 1 to 1956 and encodes 651 amino acids. Gene Ontology annotation, molecular function: protein binding. NCBI's taxonomy places the organism in Eukaryota, Fungi, Basidiomycota, Agaricomycetes, Agaricales, Hydnangiaceae.
AUGUUCUUACAAGACCUCCCAUCCGACCUCCUCACCUACCUCAUCCAAACCUCAAUCGACCCAAUCGAUAUCAUCUCUCUUCGAAAAACAUGCAGAGCGCUCUACACCGCAUCCCACUCCCGCACCGUCUGGCGAUCCGCCCUCCAUCGCACAUGCCACACACACCGUCUCUUCGCCCCCACCUUCCCCAUCGACGCCAUGUCAGCACGACACCUCGAAUCAGCCGCACUCUCCCCAUGGCGCUUCUCCGCGCUCAUGGACUCUUCGCCCGCCAACACCCUCUCCCCCGCGCGCACGCGCGUGUUUGAUCCCUAUGGAGGGGCACUCGUGGAUGAGGAUGAAGACGAUUGUUCGGAGAUCGUCCUUGUCCCUGGGGGGAGGUUCCUCUUGACGGAACAUGGCGGGUUGUCGUUGUGGGAUUUAGGUCUGAAUACGGAGGGACCUCGGAAGAUGACGACGACAAUGCCGAUUGCGAAACAUGCUUCUGAAGAUGGGAUGCCUGCACCAGAAUGUAGUGGGCUACGCGUCAUUGUGGCAAAUGGAUCAAUGACCAUCUCGGUAUCUGAGAUUCACCCCGCAGUGCCAAAGCCACAGUUUCAAUUCAUUAGAAGGCUGCGCUUGAAAGCGCCACUUCAUUUACAUGCGAUUUCUGGAGAUCGCGUGGUUUUGCUGGAUGAGGAGAUGCACAUGUACCUGUGGAAUCUCACUUCCAACAUCGCCGUAACAUGGAAAUUGGAAGGCCUAGAUCCAGCAUAUGACACAAUCAUAUUCGGAGACCACCUCCUCAUCCUACGACACACCGCAAUCUCCGUCCUCCUCACCCCAACCACCCCCUGUCCUUCGCCCUGCUCCUCACCUUGCUUCUUGCCCUGCUCAUCGACUUGCCCUUCACCCACCCCAUGCCCCAACGUCGCCGCAACCCUCAUCCAAACCCAACCACCCACGGAAAUAACCCACCCGUUCAACAACCCAAACCCCCGCUGCCCUCCUCCCCUUCUAGCCGCACCCGCAGGCUGGUGGCCUCCCUCUCUAAACCACAUAUACCUAGGCCUCGCAACGCCCGUAGGCCGGAACCUCGCCAUGUCAUUAUACAAACUCGAGAUGGAACAUCUGGGUCUGACGGGCUCCGACGCGAAAGAGCCUUUUAGGUUCGCGAUGCAUAUGGAGAAGGCGUAUUCAGGUGCUAAUGGCUCAAGUGCGGGGAGGAGGGCGCCGUUUAAUGCGAGGGUUGUGUUGCCGCCUAUGACGAUUUGUCAUGGGCAGUUGAGUCAGUCGUGGGCGUUGAGUGGGGAGGUUUUGACUAGCUUGAUGAGGAUGGAGGGGGAGGAGGAGGAGGAGCAGGAGGAUUAUGAUGAUGUGUGGAGUGACGAGGCUAGUGAGGAAGGAAGUGAAGUGGGGAGUGAAGGGGGCCAGGGGGAGCAAUGUUCGGCUGUUACGAAGUCGUUGUAUACGUAUGGGUUGCAGGACAGGGUGUUGUAUGAUUUUUGUCCUGCUUCUGGGAGGUUGGUGGUGGCUACGCGCGGGGAGAUACGCGUGUUAGAUUUUUUGGUGCCGGUUCCUGACUUAGUACCAUCUCCAGGAUGGGAUAAAAAUAGAUUGCCACUUAGAGACUCGGAAUCGGGCGAGGAGGCCAUCACUGACGUCCAAAGUUGGUCCAAAGAGGCGUUUGAGAGGAUCUCAGUCUCAUCCUUGUCCGGUCCAGUGCUUGUCUGGUCACCAUCAAGCACCCUAGAAUUUUUAUUUGGAUACUCAAACCAGAGAAUGUGGCUAGCACUAGUUUCAACUUUCAACGAUGGUACAGACUCAUGGCCUAGUCUCAUUCUGCCAGGUUUCCUCUUGAACCUGCCAGAAGAAAUUCAGAAGUGGUCAAAGGCCCAACAAAGGCCACAAGAAGGCCACAAUGCCGUCACAGACCAUAUUUCAAAUACUAGAGCUCAGCACCAACUCACCCAGUGA